AUGGCACUCUUCAGUCUAACGCAAGAAGGCGGCUUUCAGCUGUGGACCCUCUACAUCGCCUUCCUGAUCAUUUACCGUCGCAUCUUCCACCCCCUUGCAAAGUUUCGCGGGCCCUUCUUGAACUCAGUGUCAGAGAUCCCAGCUGGCCUAGCGCUCCUGCGCGGGAGAUUUGCCUUCGAAAAUAAAUUGAACCAUGAGGAAUAUGGAUCUGUGUUUCGACUCGGCCCCAACGAGCUCACCUUCAAUUCGGCGCAAGCCUACCAAGAUAUCUACGGAUUCCGCCAAGGACACCAGAACAUGCGCAAGUCACCGAUUCAUACGGGACCAGUCCAAGUUGGUUCCACCACGACUGUUCAAUAUGCCGUUGAGGAUUCCGAUCAUGGCCGCCAGAGGCGUGCGUUGAGUCAUGCCUUUUCCAUGCAAGCACUGAUGGAGCAGGAACCAAUAGUUCAAGACUAUGUGAGCAAGUUUGUCGAAAACUUCCGCAGGUUUGCUAGGGAGGGAAAGGAGUUCAAUAUCGGUGAUUGGUUCUGCUACUUCACCUUCGACACAAUGGGUGACCUGAGUUUUGGUGACAGCUUCGGCUGUCUCGAGCAUGGGGAGUACCAGGAAUGGGUCUCAUAUCUCUUCCACACCAUCAAGGAUGGAGCUUUGAUACAGGGCACGAGACAACAGAAGCGACUAAAGGCUAGCAACAUCGAGCACCGAGACUUUAUCUGGUAUAUCCUCAAGCAGGCAGAGAAGUUCGACCUAAAGCACGACGAGAUCAUCGCCAAUUCAGGUCUUUUCAUUAUCGCCGGCAGCGAGACAACCGCCACCGCCCUCUCCGGCCUCAUGGCUCGACUGAUCUGGAAUCCGCAGUGCUACGCGAAGCUCGCCCAGGAGAUCAGGUCCACAUUCGCAAACGAAGAAUCUAUCACGUUCAAUGCCAUCGUGAAUCUUCCAUAUCUGAACGCCUGCAUUGAGGAAGUCCUUCGCAUACAUCCACCGGUUCCCGCAGGCCCGCCUCGCGUGGUGCCCCCGGGUGGAGACUCUAUCGACGGCUAUUGGGUGCCCGGUGGCGUUACCGUAUCGGUUGGAGCAUGGGCCUCAUCGCACAAUCCCCUCCAUUUCCGGGACCCAGACGCGUUUAUUCCGGAGAGGUGGUUGGAUCCGGCGUACGAUUCCGAUGUGAAGAAGGCGACGCAGGCAUUCUCACUGGGUCCUAGGAACUGCAUUGGAAAGAAUCUUGCGUACAUGGAGAUGCGCAUCGUGCUUGCGCGGAUGCUCUGGAACUUCGAUGUUAUCUCAACAGACGGAGCGCCGCUGUGGAACCCGGAGGGAGAGAUGAAGUACAAGAAAGCGUUCAUGGUGUGGGAGAAGUCUGUUGUGAUGGUCAGAAUGCGUGACUUGCGAGCAUGA
Messenger RNA from Trematosphaeria pertusa, 1401 nucleotides. Its product is annotated as averantin oxidoreductase. The record is from RefSeq and is a predicted model, not a curated record. The coding region runs from base 1 to 1401 and encodes 466 amino acids. The transcript is spliced from 8 exons. Lineage: Eukaryota; Fungi; Ascomycota; Dothideomycetes; Pleosporales; Trematosphaeriaceae. Gene Ontology annotation, molecular function: iron ion binding; heme binding; oxidoreductase activity, acting on paired donors, with incorporation or reduction of molecular oxygen.